CCCUACUUUAAUUUAUGCUCUUUGCGUACAGCACUUCCCUCGCCAAAAGCCAAUUGGUUUUGGAGUAGAACAUAACCUCAAAACCAAGUGAGUGUUUAUAUGGAGUAUCUCUGUGUAAAAAAAAAACGAAUAAAAAGCUGAUCAAUUUGAGUUGAUUUUCCUGCUCCUCAUCGCGUGUAACCUCUUGAGCCAUGCCUCUCACAAAACAAUACCUACGUUACAAUGCCACCGGUAACCUCAACAUAAUUACAAGUCCAAAAUGCUGCAACCUGGCCUUCGUAACCCUUGAAGCCCAAGAAGGCCGAUUUGUAGCAGUCGGUGCUUCCGAGCACGUUUUUGUCUGGGACCUUCGUCUCGCGGAGAAGGCGCAAGUUCUAACAGGCGAGACUUCGGAAGUGACUUGCUUAGCGGCCUCCCCGAAUAAGCGACACCUGGCUGUCGGCUACGCUGAUGGUACAAUUAAGACCUUCGACUUACGUUCGGGGGAAAACAUGAGCAUUUUUGCCGGUCACAAAUCUGAAAUAACAAGCCUGUCCUAUGACUCUCUAGGCCAUCGGUUGGCCUCUGGCUCCAAGGAUACUGACGUGAUCGUCUGGGAUGUAGUCGCCGAGGCUGGUAUCUGUCGCCUAGUUGGUCAUAAAGGGGUCAUCACCAAGGUAUCAUUUAUGCUCGAGUACAACGUUCUUAUCACCUCCAGCAAGGACACGUUUAUCAAAUUCUGGGACCUCGACACUGAGCACAAUUUUCGAACAAUUGUUGGUCACAGGUCUGAGGUAUGGGGAUUUACACUGGUCAAGGAUGAUAAGUACCUAGUGACCGGUUGCAAUGACCACGAGCUGCGGGUCUACAAGAUCUACAUGACAUCUGCUGACCAAACCAGCAUUACAAAUAUCGACGACCAGAGCAAUGAAUUGAAUGACUAUCCCCUGAAGUGCGAGAAGGUUGGGAGCAUUUUACGAAAGGGUAAGGGACGUGUAGUUUCGCUGUCUUCGGACCCAACAGGUCGGGUAAUUAUAUGUCAUGGGGUGGAGAACAUCAUAGAACUGUUUCACCUGAUUCCCGAAGAGGAGGUAGAGACAAAGGUGUCGAAGCGCCUGAAGAAGGCAAGGAAAAAGUCCGGGGGUGCAGGGCAAGAGGAGGAGUUAACAAACUUGAGCGACGAGGUGAGACGUCUCUCCGUGAUCAAAGCCACCAGCAAAGCCAAAAGCGUCGAUGUGGUGAUGGGCAAGGGAGGCGAGGUCAGAGUUUGCGUGGCCCUUAACAACAAUAGCCUUGAGCUUUAUUCCACAAAUGUAAAGCGCCGGGAAAAGGGUGAGCAAGAGGAGGAGGACAACGUUACUUUAUUAGCAAAUAUCACCUCCCAAGGUCACAGAACUGACGUCCGAGCCAUCUGCUUCAGUUCCGAUAACCUUGCCUUUGCCACUGUCUCUGGGGACUCUAUUAAGUUAUGGAAUAGGCCGUCAUUAGUUUGUCUAAGGACCGUCCAAUGCGGAUAUGCACUCACAGUGACCUUCGUACCUGGAGAUAGACAUCUAGUAGUGGGACUGAAGAGUGGCCAUAUGCUGAUUGUUGAUAUUGCGUCCGGGGAUAUUCUCGAGGACAUUCAGGCGCAUACAAGCGAGCUAUGGAGUGUUGUUUUGUACCCAGAUUUGAAGGGAAUAGCCAGUGGUGGAGGAGAUCAAACGGUCAAGUUUUGGAAUUUUGAGUUGAUUGAGGAUGAAAAAAGUGAAAACAAGUGCAAGGUACUCUCGGUAUUGCAUAAAAGAACUCUUAAACUGGAGGAGGGAGUGCUCUGUGUGAGAAUCAGUCCCAAUGGACGAUUUGUUGCUGUGGCUCUGUUGGAUUCAACUGUCAAAAUUUUCUUUCUGGAUACUUUCAAGUUCUUCAUUUCUCUCUAUGGACACAAACUUCCGGUCCUGUGCAUGGAUAUAUCAAGUGAUUCUACGUUGAUAGCUACUGGAUCGGCUGAUAGAAACAUCAAAAUAUGGGGAAUGGACUUUGGUGAUUGUCAUAAAUCUCUAUUUGCCCAUGAUGACUCGGUUACUGGCUUGAAUUUUGUCCCAAGGACCCACUACUUCUUCACCUCGGGGAAGGAUGGAAGAGUCAAAGAGUGGGAUGCCGAUAGUUUCCAGAAAAUCGUAACACUUCAAGGACACACUGGUGAGGCCUGGAACUGUGCUGUUUCUCCAAAUGGCAUGUUCGUGGCCUCAUGUGGGUCUGAUAAAGUUGUCAGACUGUAUGAAAGAUCUUCAGAGGCAUUAGUUCUCGAGGACGAGGCAGAAGAGGAGCGAGAGAAACAGGAGAACGAAUUGGUUACUGGAGAUACAACGGCAGUGCAAGGACAGAAGCAACAAAUUCUCCCCUCGAAGAAAACUGUCAGCAGUGAGAAAGCUGCAGAACUCAUUCUAGAGUGCCUCGAGGUUUCAAAAGCCUACAAUGAGGAGCUGGAGAAAGUCGUACCACCUAAUGUACCUCCGACUCCUCCCCCGCUGAUGCAGGCCUACAAUUGCAGGACAAGUGAGGAAUAUUUAUUGGAGACAUUGAAGAAGAUUCGUGCAGGGGAUAUGGAGGAAACCCUAUUGCUGCUGCCUUUUUCAGCAGCUUCCGAGAUACUUCAGAUGCUUCCAACGUUAUUGAAGAGGGAAUAUCAAGGCGAAAUGCUUAGCAGAUUGGCUGUCAGCCUUAUUCAGGCACAUCAUGGACCGAUAGUUGCUAAUUCCGAUCUUUUGCCGGUACUGGUGGAGGUCAGGGACUUGGCAAUCAAGAGAAUUAGCAGUCUGAGGGACAUCAUUGGUUACAAUCUCCACGGAAUGGCGUUCAUUCAGAGAGAGGUUGAGGACAGAGAAGGAGUGCAACUAUUCAGGGAUGCGACACAAUCAAAGAAACAUAAAAAUAAAAUUAAAAAGAAUAAGGAGAGAGCCCUCAAACGUGCCAUCAUGGCACUGUAAUUGCCUUGUUAAUGUUUUUAGAUUUCCAUACACUUGUACAGAUUCAGGAUAAAUGUUUUCAAUUAAAUAUUUUCUAAAAAAUAUAUAAAUUUUUUUUUAUUGUUAAUUUUUCUCUUCAUAAUGUGCGCAUUUUUUCAACAACUUUUAUAUUUUUACCUCAUCAAAUUACUCCAUCUAUAGCAGCAUUUGUCAGUGUCACGUUGAAAAUCUAACCUCUCUUUCUUAAGCUGUGCACACAGCAUACAUUAGAUUAAAAACAAACGUUUAUUACGUCUACGAUGAAGGAUCAGAGUUCUUGUAUUAAUGAAGAUGAAAGAUUGCAAAAAGGGUUCACAUAAUGUAGAUUGUAAUUUCCAGUGAUAGAACACUAAAAAUUAAAUGAGAAUGGAUCACGAAGAAGAGUUUCUGAACACUUUCUUCACACAAGUGACACAGCUGUGCUUCGAGAAGGCCAAAGAAUCUG
Diachasmimorpha longicaudata is the source of this 3411-nucleotide messenger RNA. Its product is annotated as WD repeat-containing protein 3. Bases 192 to 2948 code for a protein of 918 amino acids. NCBI's taxonomy places the organism in Eukaryota, Metazoa, Arthropoda, Insecta, Hymenoptera, Braconidae. Gene Ontology annotation, biological process: maturation of SSU-rRNA. The transcript is spliced from 3 exons. Gene Ontology annotation, cellular component: Pwp2p-containing subcomplex of 90S preribosome; small-subunit processome. Gene Ontology annotation, molecular function: snoRNA binding; protein binding. The record is from RefSeq and is a predicted model, not a curated record.